AUGUCGCGCAACCAGUACCCCUCUCAGUACGACUGGGGGAUUCAGGACGAUCAGCAACCGCACGCUUUUGCGAGUCAGGACUCUUUCAAAGACUCGUAUCCUCCCACGCCGUCGCCAAAUAUGUACAACCAUAGCUCAGCUUCGGACUACGUGGCUCAGUCGCACUACGCCCGUAGGAACGAGGCCGAUGCCCCCUAUGGCGCCGAUCCAAACUACGAGAAGAGAUCUGCUGCUGUCGCCGAACCCACAUGGCUGCAGAGGCAGCAGGCAAGCAAGAAGAAGUCAAAGAUCAUCUUGAUAUGCUGUAUUGUCGCUGUCGCCUGCGCUGCCGUCGUAGGCGUCGUCAUCGGCAUCACCAAGUCGAAGAAAAGCUCCUCUUCGUCGUCUGACUCGAGCAGCAGUAGUAGCAGUAGCAGUGGCAGUGACCCGAGCGUCUUCACCAAGGACUCACGAUUGCAUCAGUCGUUCUGGGGCAUGGCAUACACGCCUCUCAAUGCUCAGAUGCCAGGCUGUGGGUCGACACUGGCCAAUGUCACUCGCGACAUUCAGCUGCUGAGCCAGUUGACGACCAAUAUGCGGACUUACGGCAGUGAUUGCUCGAUCAACGAUAACAUCUUGCAGGCUAUUGCAGACACAAAGGUCAACAUGACAGUCUGGCUCGGCAUCUAUCUCGACAUGACCAAUUCGACAACGAACGAACGGCAGAUCCAGCAAACCCUCGAUGCUAUCAGUAAGCACGGAUCUGAUCAUGUCUCCGGCGUCAUUGUCGGCAACGAGGUCGUCCUGCUCGCAAGUCCCACGGGCGGCACGCCGUCAACUACAGCCAUCAGCUUCGUCGUCGAACAGCAAAAGGAUGUCAGGACUCGACUAGCUGCACUGAACUUGUCCAAAACGAUACCCGUGGGUACAGCUGAUGCAGGCUCGAUGAUGACGACUUCGCUGGCAGAAGGCAGCGAUGCGCUCAUGUCGAAUGUACACCCUUUCUUCGGCGGCUUGCUCAUUUCGCAGGCAGCAGCGUGGACUUAUGAAUACUUCCAAACGAGCACAGUCGCUGUCGCAGCAGCAGCUUCGAACAACCCAGCUGUCUUCAUCGCAGAGACCGGUUGGCCUACAAACUCGACUAACGCAGACGGCUCGUAUAAUUCUACAGACGACACACUAGGUGGCGCAGUGGCAGGCGUCCCUGAGCUCCAGACUUUCCUAGAUACGUACCUAUGUCAGAGCCUUGUCAACAACACGAAAUCAUUCUACUUUGAGGCUUUCGAUGAGCCAUGGAAGGAGCUGGCGUAUGGCGGCGUCGAGUCCCACUGGGGCCUCUUCGAUGCAGAUCGUAAUCUCAAGAACAUCACCAUCCCUGUCUGCUAG
Messenger RNA from Mixia osmundae IAM 14324, 1365 nucleotides. RefSeq names its product glycoside hydrolase family 17 protein. The record is from RefSeq and is a predicted model, not a curated record. The coding region runs from base 1 to 1365 and encodes 454 amino acids. Gene Ontology annotation, biological process: carbohydrate metabolic process. Gene Ontology annotation, molecular function: hydrolase activity, hydrolyzing O-glycosyl compounds. Lineage: Eukaryota; Fungi; Basidiomycota; Mixiomycetes; Mixiales; Mixiaceae. The transcript is spliced from 2 exons.